AUGGGUGACCUGCAAUGCGCCUUUCUAGCCUUCUGCGAUUUUUGCCAGAGGGGUUCAUCGAUGUGCAGUGAUAAGACUCUUAGAAAGAUAUGCAUGGAUUGCAACAUCUACACGGAAAGCUUCAAUGACAGCAAAGUAGAUAUCCAAUUUCGUAAGCACACGGGAAACUCGAAAAGGAAUGUCGACUAUGAGGGCUUUUUAGACUUUAUUAAUGGCGCAUUUUCUGAUGCUUAUUCUUGUGCAUACAAAAUCAGUAAAACGGCGGCGAUCGAAGAAUUAAAGUCCAAAAUUGCUGCCGGUUGGCCUCAGUUGAACAAUACGACCGAGGUCGACUGUGAGGAAGGCCUCGAAAGGCUGUGUGACGUUAAACUGUACACCGGAAUUCAUAGGGCAAGGUUUGACCCAGAAACCGGGAAAGGAUUGGGCAAAGAUGGGAGUGAGGAUAAUGCCAUCUGCAGUGGAUACGUCAAUGGCUAUACAAAUAUGGGUACCUACGAUCUGACCCACUCAUACACAUCACCCUUGAAAAAGCAGUGCCAGUGA
Echinococcus granulosus is the source of this 543-nucleotide messenger RNA. RefSeq names its product Tubulin polymerization-promoting protein. Lineage: Eukaryota; Metazoa; Platyhelminthes; Cestoda; Cyclophyllidea; Taeniidae. Gene Ontology annotation, biological process: microtubule polymerization; microtubule bundle formation; positive regulation of protein polymerization. The coding region runs from base 1 to 543 and encodes 180 amino acids. The transcript has a single exon. The record is from RefSeq and is a predicted model, not a curated record. Gene Ontology annotation, cellular component: microtubule. Gene Ontology annotation, molecular function: tubulin binding.